This is a messenger RNA of Austrofundulus limnaeus, 1899 nucleotides long. RefSeq names its product glucoside xylosyltransferase 2 (gene gxylt2). The transcript has 7 exons. Bases 123 to 1514 code for a protein of 463 amino acids. Gene Ontology annotation, biological process: protein O-linked glycosylation via N-acetylgalactosamine. The record is from RefSeq and is a predicted model, not a curated record. Gene Ontology annotation, molecular function: UDP-xylosyltransferase activity. Lineage: Eukaryota; Metazoa; Chordata; Actinopteri; Cyprinodontiformes; Rivulidae.
UAUCCUCCGCGGACGGCCGGGGAGAAGCGGCUCUCUCUGCUCUCCAUCAUCUGCAGGAACAUGCGAGAGGGGAGCGGUGACAAAAUGUCAGCUCGGGCCGCUCUCCCUCCGCCGCUGCAGACAUGAGCGGAGUCCCGACCGGCCUUCCCCUCCCGCAACAAGUCGCUCUCACCGCCAUGCGGAUCCACUGCAGAGUAGUUGCGAUCGCCGCGGGUUUCGGAGUUUUUCUACUUUUGUACUUUUUGGGGAGCAGCAGCAGCGGCGGCGGCGGCGCGGGCGACUCGCUGCCGCUGAAAGAAGUUGGAGAGGCUCGGGAGUUGGAGGAGGGCGGCGAGUCCUCCUGGUCGCCGUCGUCUUACCUGGAAAACGAAGCCAAGUUGGCGAGAAAACCAGUCGCUGAAGUGGGAAAAGAAAGCAGAGCUUUUAACAGAGGAAGGGGCAGCGUGAAUACCAGAAGGAACUUUCAGAAUAAUGUGGUCCGACAUGUGCCGAAGCACAGCCGGGUCGAGGAGGUCAUGCACCUGGCCGUGGUAGCAUGUGGGAAUCGUCUGGACGAAACCCUCACCAUGGUUAAAUCUGCAUUGCUGUUCAGCCAGAAGAAGAUAAAGUUUCACAUUUUCGCUGAAGACGCCUUGGCGCCACAGUUCAAAGAAAAGCUGAACCAGUGGCCUCACUUCAUGUCUACCAGGUUCCAGUACAGGAUCUACCCCAUCUCCUUCUCUGUGGGCGACGCUGACGAGUGGAAGAAGCUCUUCAAGCCCUGUGCUGCUCAGAGACUCUUUCUCCCGGUUAUCCUGAAAGACGUGGAUUCGUUACUAUAUGUGGACACAGAUGUGCUGUUCUUGCGACCCAUGGACGACAUCUGGGUGUUCCUGAAGGCCUUCAACAGCACCCAGCUGGCAGCAAUGGCCCCGGAGCACGAGGUGCCAAAAAUCGGCUGGUACAGCCGCUUCGCCCGGCACCCGUUCUACGGAGACACGGGGGUCAACUCGGGCGUCAUGCUGAUGAAUCUCACAAGGAUCCGRAGCACGCUGUUUAAGAAUAGCAUGAUUCUCAGCGGUCUGUCAUGGGAGGAUCUUCUCCAUCCACUUUACCAGAAAUACAAGAACCACAUAACCUGGGGSGACCAGGACCUGCUCAACAUCAUUUUCCACUACAACCCAGAGUGUCUCUUUAUCUUUCCCUGCCAGUGGAACUACAGGCCGGACCACUGCAUGUAUGGGAGUAACUGCAAAACUGCUGAGGAGGAGGGUGUGUCCAUCCUCCACGGUAACCGAGGCGUCUAUCACGACGACAAGCAGCCUGCGUUCAAAGUAAUGUACGAUGCCAUACACGAUUUCCCUUUUGAAGACAACAUGUUCCAGUCACUCUUCUAUCCCAUCCAGACCAAGUUCCUGGACACGGUUAACACCCUGUGUGGUCGCAUUCCUCAAGUUUUCCUCAAGCAAAUAGAAAAGACAAUGAGGAAGGUGUUUGAGGAGAAAGUGGUGCGCAAAGUCAGGCGGGACAAAUGAGAUGAAACUGGACUCCYUGGGGAUUCUGUGUCGUUUCAGCCUCUUUUGGACCGAGCUGCUUGUUUGCACUGUUCAGCACAUAAACCCUCUGGGAAUGAGGGUCUCAUUAAUGCUCUGAUACAGUGUGAUGGUGUGGGGACUGAUACACUGCUGAUCAGUGAUGCAACACAAUAGUUUUGGCUUUACUUUAGUCGAAUUUUAUUCCGAUGUAGGGGUGAUGAAGAGCUUCAGAAGACGGUGCGAUUUGUUUGAUGGUUCUGAUACAAAGGUAUACGCUCAUCUCAAAAUGUCGAAGGAAAAAAUUUAAAGCAUGCUUUGAUCAAUUGUACAAAGAUAUCUACGUGUAUUUUUCUUUCAAGUUAUUUGAAAUAUUUUUUCUAGUGUU